Messenger RNA from Cucumis sativus (cucumber), 2421 nucleotides. Its product is annotated as potassium transporter 5. The transcript has 7 exons. The coding region runs from base 61 to 2316 and encodes 751 amino acids. Gene Ontology annotation, biological process: potassium ion transmembrane transport. Gene Ontology annotation, molecular function: potassium ion transmembrane transporter activity. The record is from RefSeq and is a predicted model, not a curated record. Gene Ontology annotation, cellular component: membrane. NCBI's taxonomy places the organism in Eukaryota, Viridiplantae, Streptophyta, Magnoliopsida, Cucurbitales, Cucurbitaceae.
AAUACAUUAUCUCAUCACUUACUCCAUUCUCUCUCUAAAAAUAACAAUAACAAAGAAAAAAUGGCCGGCGAAGUGGAAAUAACAGACGACAUGAAUAUUCUCUCAUUUCCAAAACUACGCCGCUCCGACUCAUUAGACAUUGAAUCCAACAACCUCGACGGCCACCGGGGGAACCGAGCUGCGGUGGGGUGGUGGGUGACUCUGCAAUUGGCGUUUCAGAGCAUUGGGAUAGUGUACGGAGACAUCGGGACGUCGCCGUUGUACGUUUUUCAGAGCAGUUUUCCGGCGGGGAUUAAACAUAAGGACGACGUUUUGGGAGUGUUAUCGUUGAUUUAUUAUACACUCACUUUGAUUCCUUUGGUUAAGUACGUCUUCAUCGUCUUGCAAGCUAACGACAAUGGCGACGGAGGAACAUUUGCAAUGUAUUCUCUACUUUGCCGAUAUGCAAAAGUAGGGUUAAUACCUAACCAACAAGCUGAGGAUAAGGAGGUUUCUAAUUACCAAUUGGACAUUCCCAACAACCGUGUGCGUCGAGCGUCGUGGCUGAAGUCGCAACUCGAGAACCGUCGUUUUGCGAAACUUUUCUUGCUCUUUGCAACCAUGCUUGGCACCUCUAUGGUCAUCGGUGAUGGGGUUCUCACUCCAUGCAUUUCUGUUUUGUCAGCUGUUGGAGGCAUUAAAACAGCUUUAUCUUCAAUAACACAAGAUACAAUAGUGGGGAUAUCAGCUGGGAUAUUAGUGUGUCUUUUCAUGGCUCAAAGAUUUGGAACAGACAAAGUUGGCUACACAUUUGCUCCGAUUAUAUGCAUUUGGUUCAUCUUCAUAGCUUCCAUUGGCUUCUACAAUUUUGUCAACUAUGAUCCUUCAGUCAUUUCAGCUUUAAACCCUAAAUAUAUUAUUGACUAUUUUAGAAGAAACAAAACCCAAGCUUGGAUUUCCCUUGGUGGCAUUGUUCUCUCCAUAACAGGGACAGAAGCAUUAUUUGCUGAUGUUGGGCAUUUCAGUGUGAGAUCAAUUCAAAUAAGUAUGUGUAUUGUUACAUAUCCAGCUUUAUUGCUUUCUUACACAGGACAAGCCUCUUAUCUUCGUAUACACAUUGAUGAUGUUGGAGAUGCCUUCUUUAAAUCCAUUCCAGAUCCUUUAUACUAUCCAAUGUUUGUAGUGGCUGUAUUAUCAGCCAUUAUUGCAAGUCAAGCUAUGAUUUCAGGAACAUUCUCUAUAAUUCAACAAUCUCUUUCACUUGGGUGUUUCCCAAGAGUUAAAAUUGUUCAUACUUCUUCUAAGUAUGAAGGCCAAGUAUAUAUCCCUCAAGUCAACUUUCUACUUAUGCUUGCUUCUUUAGCUGUCACUCUUGCCUUCAAGGACACUAACAAGAUAGGAAAUGCUUAUGGCAUAGCUGUUGUGUUUGUGAUGACUCUUACAUCUUCAUUCUUAGUAUUAAUCAUGAUCAUGAUUUGGAAAACCCACAUACUUUUGAUAAUCAUUUACAUUCUUGUCAUUGGUUCAUUGGAGCUUCUUUAUUUGAGCUCAGUCCUUUACAAAUUUGAUCAAGGAGGUUACCUUCCACUUGCUUUUGCCUUUGCACUUAUGGCCAUUAUGUACACUUGGAACACUGUCUAUAGAAGAAAAUACUAUUAUGAGCUUCAUAACAAGAUCUCUUCUCAUCAACUUAACGACAUUGUAUCAAUUGCCAAUCCGUGUAGAGUUCAAGGCCUUGCCAUUUUCUACUCUGACCUUGUACAAGGCAUUCCUCCCAUUUUCAAGCUUUACAUGUCCAACGUCCCCGUCCUUCAUCAAGCUCUCGUAUUUGUCUCAAUCAAGUCAUUGCCUAUAAGCAAGGUCCCAUCAGACGAGCGGUUUCUCUUUCGCAGAGUUGAACCAAGAGAGCUUGGUAUCUUUCGAUGCGUCGUGAGGUACGGUUACACGGAUGGUCACAACGACGUGCAAGAGUCGUUCGAGAGAAGUUUGGUGGAUAAAUUGAAAGGGUUUUUAAGGGAUGAUGUUAGGGUUAGUACUGCCAAAGUGGAAGAGGAGGAAGAUCGUGAGAAUGGGGUAAUAAUUGAGGAAGAGAAACAAAAGAUUAGAGAAGUGGAAUUGGAGAAAGAGAUUGAGGAAGUUGAUAAAGCUUGGGAAUAUGGUGUGGUUCAUUUGGUAGGAGAAAGUGAAAUUAUUGCAAAGGAAGGGUCCAAUAUUUGGAAAAGGGUUUUGAUUAAUUAUAUUUACAAUUUCUUGAAGAACAAUUUGAGACAAAGUGAGAGAGUGUUUGAUAUUCCUCACAAUCGUUUGCUUAAAGUGGGAAUGACAUAUGAGCUAUAAGCUUAACAGCAAUGAGUAGCAAUGAAUAAAAGUAAAAUUCGGUUAAAUUAGAAAGUUUAGUCUUUAAUUCCACGUUUUGAGAAAACUAUAUAUUUGGAUUUACAA